CCCUCCCCCGGGCGGGCUCGGCGCUGACUCCGCCGCACGCUGCAGCCGCGGCUGGAAGAUGGCGGGGAACGACUGCGGCGCGCUGCUGGAUGAAGAGCUCUCGUCCUUCUUCCUCAACUAUCUCUCUGACACGCAGGGUGGGGACUCUGGAGAGGAACAGCUGUGUGCUGACUUGCCAGAGCUUGACCUCUCCCAGCUGGACGCCGGUGACUUUGACUCAGCCACGUGCUUUGGGGAGCUGCAGUGGUGCCCGGAGACCUCAGAGACAGAGCCCAGCCAGUACAGCCCCGAUGACUCCGAGCUCUUCCAGAUUGAUAGUGAGAAUGAAGCCCUCUUGGCUGCGCUUACGAAGACCCUGGAUGACAUCCCCGAAGACGACGUGGGGCUGGCUGCCUUCCCAGAACUGGAUGAAGGCAACACACCAUCCCGCACCCCAGCUUCACCUGCUCCCUUAUCUGCACCCCCCAGCCCCACCCUGGAGAGGCUUCUGUCCCCAGCGUCUGACGUGGACGAGCUUUCACUGCUACAGAAGCUCCUCCUGGCCACGUCCUCCCCAACAGCAAGCUCUGACGCCCUGAAGGACGGGGCCACCUGGUCCCAGACCAGCCUCAGUUCCCGAAGUCAGCGGCCUUGUGUCAAGGUGGAUGGCACCCAGGACAAGAAGACCCCCACACUGCGGGCUCAGAGCCGGCCUUGUACAGAACUGCAUAAGCACCUCACUUCGGUGCUGCCCUGUCCCAGAGUGAAAGCCCACUCCCCAGCUCCGCACCUGAGCCCUCAGCUCCUCUCCAAGGAGGAGGAGGAGGAGGAGGAGGAGGAGGAGGUGGGAGAGGAUUGCCCAAGCCCCUGGCUGACUCCAGCCUCUCCCCAAGACUCCCUAGCACAGGACACAGCCAGCCCCAACAGUGCCCAGGCUCCUGAGGAGGAUGUGAGGGCCAUGGUACAGCUCAUUCGCUACAUGCAUACCUACUGUCUGCCUCAGAGGAAGCUGCCCCAACACGCCCCAGAGCCAAUCCCCCAGUCCUGCAGCAGCCUCUCCAGGCAGGUUCAACCCCGAUCCCGGCAUCCCCCCAAAGCCUUCUGGACUGAGUUCUCCAUCCUAAGGGAACUCCUGGCCCAAGAUAUCCUCUGUGAUGUUAGCAAGCCCUACCGCCUGGCCAUACCUGUCUAUGCUUCCCUCACACCUCAGUCCAGACCCAGGCCCCCCAAGGACAGUCAGGCCUCCCCUGCCCACUCUGCCAUGGCAGAAGAGGUAAGGAUCACUGCUUCCUCCAAGAGCACCGGGCCAAGACCCAGCCUGCGUCCUCUGAGGCUGGAGGUGAAACGGGAUGUUAACAAGCCUACAAGGCAAAAGCGGGAGGAAGAUGAAGAGGAGGAGGAGGAAGAAGAAGAGGAAGAAGAAAAAGAAGAGGAAGAAGAGGAGUGGGGCAGGAAGAGACCAGGUCGUGGCCUGCCGUGGACCAAACUAGGGAGGAAGAUGGACAGCUCUGUGUGCCCCGUGAGGCGCUCCAGGAGACUGAAUCCAGAGCUGGGACCCUGGCUGACAUUCACCGAUGAGCCCCUAGGUGCUCUGCCCUCGAUGUGCCUGGAUCCAGAGACCCACGACCUGGAGGAAGACCUGAGCAGCCUCACAGACAAUAGUCAAGGCCGGCAGCUCCCCCAGGGAUCCCAGAUCCCCGCCCUGGAAAGCCCCUGUGAGAGUGGGUGCGGGGACACAGAUGAAGAUCCAAGCUGCCCACAGCCCCCUACCAGAGACUCCCCCAGGUGCCUCAUGCUGGCCUUGUCACAAAGCAACCCUCUUGGCAAGAAGAGCUUUGAGGAGUCCCUGACGGUAGAGCUUUGCGGCACAGCAGGACUCACGCCACCCACCACACCUCCAUACAAGCCCAUGGAGGAGGACCCCUUCAAGCCAGACACCAAGCCCAGCCCGGGCCAAGACACAGCUCCCAGCCUCCCCUCCCCUGAGGAUCUUCCACUCAUAGCUACCCCAGGGUCAUCCCACAAGCUGCCCAAGAGGCACCCAGAGCGAAGCGAGCUCCUGUCCCAUUUGCAGCAUACCACAACCCAGCAUACCACAACCCAGCCAGUCUCGCAGACUGGCCAGAAGCGCCCCUUCUCCUGCUCCUUUGGAGACCAUGACUACUGCCAGGUGCUCAGGCCAGAGGCUGCCCUGCAGAGGAAGGUGCUGAGGUCCUGGGAGCCAAUCGGGGUCCACCUUGAAGACUUGGCCCAGCAGGGUGCCCCUCUGCCACCAGAAACAAAGGCCCCUAGGAGGGAGGCAGACCAGAACUGUGAUCCUACUCCCAAGGACAGCAUGCAGCUAAGAGACCAUGAGAUCCGUGCCAGCCUCACAAAGCACUUUGGGCUGCUGGAGACUGCUCUGGAGGAUGAAGACCUGGCGUCCUGUAAAAGCCCAGAGUAUGACACCGUAUUUGAGGACAGCAGCAGCAGCAGUGGCGAGAGCAGCCUCCUGCUUGAGGAGGAGGAAGAGGAGGGAGGGGAAGAGGACGAUGAAGGAGAGGACUCAGGGGUCAGCCCUCCCUGCUCUGACCACUGCCCCUACCAGAGCCCACCCAGUAAGGCCAGUCGGCAGCUCUGUUCCCGCAGCCGCUCCAGUUCCGGCUCCUCAUCCUGCAGCUCCUGGUCACCAGCCACCCGGAAGAACUUCAGACGUGAGAGCAGAGGGCCCUGUUCAGAUGGAACCCCAAGCGUCCGGCAUGCCAGGAAGCGGCGGGAAAAGGCCAUCGGCGAAGGCCGCGUGGUAUACAUUCGAAAUCUCUCCAGUGAUAUGAGCUCUCGGGAACUGAAGAAGCGCUUUGAGGUGUUCGGUGAGAUUGUAGAGUGCCAGGUGCUGACGAGAAGUAAAAGAGGACAGAAGCACGGUUUUAUCACCUUCCGGUGUUCGGAGCACGCUGCCCUAUCCGUGAGGAAUGGCGCCACCCUGAGAAAGCGCAAUGAACCCUCCUUCCACCUGAGUUAUGGAGGGCUCCGGCACUUCCGUUGGCCCAGAUACACUGACUAUGAUCCCACAUCUGAAGAGUCCCUUCCCUCAUCUGGGAAAAGCAAGUACGAAGCCAUGGAUUUUGACAGCUUACUGAAAGAGGCCCAGCAGAGCCUGCAUUGAUAUCAGCCUUAACCUUCGAGGAAUACCUCAAUACCUCAGACAAGGCCCUUCCAAUAUGUUUACGUUUUCAAAGAAAAGAGUAUAUGAGGAGGAGAGCGAGCCAAUGAGCGAGCGAGCGAGCGAGCGAGUGAGCGUGAGAGAUCACACAGGAGAGAGAAAGACUUGAAUCUGCUGUCGUUUCCUUUAAAAAAAAAAAAAAAACAAAAACAAAUCAAUGUUUACAUUGAACAAAGCUGCUUCCGUCCGUCCGUCUGUCCGUCCGUCCGUCCGUCCGUCGUGUCUGUGAGUUUCCAUGCUGUUGAUGUUCCACUGCCACGUUAGCGUCGUCCUCGCUUCCAGCGGAUCGUCCUGGGUGCACCUCCAAGUACUGUCAGUCGUCCUCUGCCCCUCCCACCCGACUGACUUCCUUCUGUUAGACUUGAGCUGUGUUCACAUAACAUCUUCUGUCUGUAGUGUGUGAUGAUGAAAUUGUUACUUGUGAAUAGAAUCAGGAGUUAGAAACUCAUUUUUAAUUGAAGAAGAAAAAAAAGUAUAUCCUUAAAAAAAAAAAAGAAAAAAAAACACAAAUGUAUUUAUGGCUCAGAUCUACUGUGCCUGGGAUUAUCGUAUUGCUUCCUUGAUUGUUUAACUAUGCACUGUCACAAGGUGUUUGCUACUGAGCUGUGCUGCUGCUUCCCUGGUCCAUGUAGUCCUGGAGGUACUGGGUGGCCACUAGGUCCCCAGGAAAGAGGGGCUUGCCAUCACAGGUGUGAAGAAGAGAGAGGUGUCUAGGUAUCUUCUACCAAGUCCUGGUGUCUUUUAUUUUGUGUGAGUUCCACUCAAGCUGUAAUAAGAAUCCCUUUCCCCUGUCUACCCACACUUGGAGGGUGCCUGUUUUUAGUGCUUAGACCCUUGAGUGCCUGUAAGGAAGGUGGGGUAAGCUGUGUUAGACCCAUUCCACAGGGAAAGAGGAUAUAGUGCCCUGAGAGGUGAAAUGUGAACUGUGCUGCCCAAGGUCUCAUGGCCAGGGAGUUGGCAGAGCUGUGAUCCACCCCAAGCCUCCUGACUGCUGGCCCCAGCCUGCUGCAGUAGUUAGCAUAAAGAUGCAAAAGUCAGAGGCUCGGGGAGUGGAAUUGGCUACAUUGAGCAAUAGGCUAGAAGCCUAAUAGCUCAUUUGAGAAUUGGGCCACCAGUUGACUCACCAGCAUUAAGGCAAAUUCAAGUUUCAGCACAGACUCAGGUGUCCCUGAGCUUCGAUCCUCAGUGUCCUGCGACUUAUCCUGCCCGCAGAUACCCCUCAAGGUUCUGAGACCCCUUCAAAUGGUGCACAGACUUCACCUAGGGGCUGUCCUUUGGGGGCAGGGAGGGCACCUUGCAGCCCAUCCAAUAUCCUACGGUGUCCCUGCCUACCCCUCCUCUGUAAAGUUAGAGGUGCGAGUGAGGGGUUGCACAGGUUGGGGGUGGACAAGGCACUUCCAAGGAGCAUUCACAGAGAGCUCCUCUCCACCCCAUUCUUGACUAUUGUCAAAGCCAUAGCCAGUGUGACAUUCUCUGGGUUCCCAGGGGCCCUUCGUGAGGGAGAGCCAGCUAGGCAGAAUACCAAUUCUAAUGCUUCAUAUAGUUCAGUUCCUCCUUGGUCUUGUGACAUUUUUCUUUCUUUCUCCCCCUCCCCACCCAUUCAUUGUUCUGCCAAAUAAGAAAGUUUGAAAGUAAAUGAUUCAUUAGACUACCCAAGCUAAAUUAAUCAGCUGCUAAUGACAGGCUUAUUCCUUUGAUAAUUGGUGGUUAGUUUUUUGUUUUGUUUUGUUUUGUUUUAAGAUUAUCAAAUACCUCAGUAGAGAAAGUGAACCAUGAUCUUGUGCUUGGUGUUGGGAAAAGUCUUCGCCUAUAGAUAAGGAGGCUGGCUCUAGCAGAAAUAGGGAAACAGGGUACCUGUGUGUGAGAUCCCUUGACCUCCCUAAACCCCAGGUUCCCUUUCUGUGAAAUGGACUGAGAAGCAAAUUAGACAGCAGAACUCUUAGCUGCUGCCCAGGCAGUACAUAGUCACUGUCACAACCCCCCCCCAUCCUUGGAAUGCAAACAUAAUUAAUUGAUCAUAACACUAAUUUUUCUGUGCCUGGUCGUGCUAUUAGAAUACACAGUGCUCUAGGCAGGCAUUAUUAAUUGGUCAGUGUUUAACUGAUUUGACAUCCGGUUCUAAUCUUUGGAAGACUAUCAUUGUAGAGCCAUAUGCUGGCUGGUUUUCAUGCUGGCCAUUCCUGUCAUAACCUGAUCCAUGAAAAAGAAAAACUGCCCCUGAAGCCAUUACUUGGUAGAGGACUCCCAAACUAUGACAAAAUGAAGUGGUAUAGAAAGGGAGGGGGCACAGUAGAAUAUGGAAACAUAAUUGGAGAAAGUGUGGCUUCUAAGGAUAGAUCCAAAGAGGAACUUUUCACAGUGCAGACCCAAUCAUUCUGAGUUCCUUUAUAGUUAUUCGUUGCCUAGCAUAAGGUAGGCACAUGGAAGAUGGGUAUGGAGUGGAAUGGUUCUUCAGUUGUAUCCACUAAAACCGGGGCUCUCAUCACAGGGGAAAGCCAAUGAUGACCGAAAUCAUCCAAAGGGAGAGGGACCAGACUUAAUCUGGAGAGCCAUAUGAAUUCUGACCCCACCAAGAACUUCUUUUGUGACUUUAUGAGUCCCUUCUUCCUGGGCCUCAAGUGUAGGAGUUGUCCGGGGAAACACGGGCUCUUAUCUUACCAUCUGCUUCCACAGCUACACCGAAGCCAGAUGAUGGGUCUGGAGUAAAAGAACAAAUUCUUAAUAAACACUAAGUCUUUCUCUUCCCCAGCCAGGGUUAACUGGAGCUGACCAGUCAGUUCACUCCCUGGCACUCAAAGAUGUUGUUCUUGAGCAGAACAGAGCCCCGAGCCCUACCAGAGCUCACUGGUGGGAGCUGAUGCCCACCAAGGCUCUCUAGUGUUCUCCACUUACCCUCUCAUAAAAAUGGACUACCAGCUCUGCAGAUGACCUCUCUCUCUCUCUCUCUCUCUCUCUCUCUCUCUCUCUCUCUCNUCUCUCUCUCUCUCUCUCUCUCUCUCUCUCUCUCUCUCUCUCUCUCUCUACCAAGGAGACUGCCAGGCCCCUUUGAGACCAGGAAUCCAUCUUGGUCUCUUUCCCAUCAAAUCAAGGAGUAACCCAGAGGGAGCAGCCGCCAUGGGCAACCUUCUCAUUGUAGCUGUCGUGAUGUGUCUCAAUGAUGUUUACGUGUGAUGGCCAUAGCUUCCUAUAGACUGUUGACAGCUGCCCAGGGAGGGCAGGCUCAGUGUCAUAUCUCUGCUGUGCUGGAAUUUUCUAGAAAUGUCUGAUCCAAUCACCAAGAGGAAUUCUUCCAUCUCCCUCCUCACUCACUACAAGGCUGAAAUCAGAGUCCCCCCCCCCCUCAGGGGACUCUGUUACAGAAGGAAAAUGCAUCAAAUAGGUAAAUAUAACUGAAUGGAAUACAGCCAAGGUCCCAUUCCCCAUCCCCUGACAUCGCUUGUGGCCCCAGCUAGAAAAAUGCUUUGAGUCAGAAGGUACCCAUCCUAUGCCUGUGUCUCUCUGUUAACCUUUUAGAAUCUGGUGAACAGCAAGGCUCCAGGGGUGGUGGAAGGACUGCUUUGAGCCAGCCACAAAGACUUAGUCCUCAAGUCCUAAUAUGGCGAGACAUACAGUAAGAGGGCCCUUGUGACCUCAAUCCCUGUAGGUCAGCAUUUGGGGGAAGAUGUGAUAUACCUGCCAUGGCUGCUGUACACGUGGUAAAUGGAGAGAGGAAAAUGCAGGCAGCCCAUUCAUUUUUGCAUGGCCAGCUCUCUCUCCAGGGUCUGUCCCAGCCUUUCGCUGACCCCGCUGCCACAGAGGCAAGGGCACCUCUCUGUGAACCGGAGUCACCCUUAGAGGGUGUGUUGAUGUGAUUCACUGAGGUCCAAAAUAUUUUUCUUAAUGUUUGAUCUUUGAGAGGCUGUGAUCAUCUUGAGAAAGCCAUAUUCCAGUGACAUGUGUGAUGGUGGAAAGGGAUUGGGUGUGUGAUAGUAAAUAGAAUGAACCUGUAGCCAAAGAAAAGGGAUUCCUUCACCUUUGUUGUUGGGGUAGAAGGAAACGAACUAUUCUUUAUGUGCAAUAUAUGUUGACACUGCCCUCCAGUUCCCUGAGGGUUUUGUACACAGAUGAGCUCCAGGACUGUUUGGAGUGUCUGGGAAUACAGGGUGAGGGCAGGGAGAGCCUGGGAAAGAAACUUCCAUGCACAGAGAUGGCCUUGGCCUAGAACAGAUGGGCGUGUGGGUGGGGUGCCCCCUGACACUAGCUGCGGAAGAACACCGGGACACCCGGAAAGCAGUUAGGAAGAUACAUUGCACUAAUCGAUGAAAGCACUUUGAGAAAUCUGACACUUCAGCCUUGAACCACACUCUCCACUGGUAAAUUCUGUGUAUCCUUCAUCUGGCUGAGGUGCUGUCCUGAAAGCUAGGUUGGAGGAUAGGGAAGGGGGCUGGCGUGAGAAAGAAAGCAGAGGUGUCUUUCAAGGUGAGGUGUCUUUCGAGGUCAGCCUGCAGAUGGUCAGUCCUUGCCUGGCUUCUUUCCUAGAAGCUAGAGAAACAAAAUGAUGGGUUUACAUCUCGGUACCCACUUUAAUAAAAAACAAAAAAACAAAAAACAAAAAACUAAAGAACAGCCUGGCCAAUUGCAAUGCUUUGUGGAGCAAUCUUCCCUUUAUGUUUCUUAUUUACAAUGUGACCUUAGGCCCCUGUUCAUUGAGCAAAUGAGGCUGUCCAAUGAUAACAUGAUAACGGAGCCAGGGGAGCCCAGAGUUCAGUUCGACUUACUGUCUGGCUAGACCGGGGUGUGUGUGUAUGGGGGAAGGGCACUCUCUUCAAGGCCACCAACCUCCAAUAGGAUGAGAUCCACACAGUCCUGGCUGAGGUGCCUUCUCUAAAGAGGCUGGCUCCCCAGGACAGAUCCAAGCCAUAGUCUAUUGUGGGAUGGUGAAGAAUUAACCCUCAUUGCCUCGUUGACAACCUCCAGUCUCCAGUUAGCCUUGUCAUCGUCCCCACCGAACAGCUUUUAAUCUGAAUGUUGUGACCACUUGGCCGUUUCUUGCUUGCUUGCGGAUAAUACUAGCAAUACACUUGUUUUCUCCAAAUCGCUCAACUUAAGACAGUUUUCACACAUUGCUUUCAAAUGAUUAUAAGACACGUGGGGGCCGCAGGAGGCAUGGAUCACACUGCAUAUGUUUAGGGCAGCUUUCAUUUUAUUUUAUUUUAUGUUUGAAUCUUUAAUGGUGUGGCAGCAGUGACCAAGCCUUUGGGAUUUGGAGAGACAGAUUUUUCACAAAGCCAUUUCAUCAGAAUGCCUUGACUAUUGGAAGGAGUAUGGAAUCCAUAUGCUCAAAUCAAGGGGCUUGCAACAUGUGGUUUCUAGGCGAUCAGUCUCUACAACAGCUCCUCUGAAAGGUAUUCAUGUGGCUACAACCCCUCGUGCCAUAUUUUUAUUUCAUCAAAGGAUUCUCCAAGGAAGCCUUAAUGAGCCUCCUUUCUUUCUCCCUUUGCUGGUCUUGGGUAGUGUCCUUGUGGAGGGGCUUGGUCAGCACUUUGCCUUAUCAAUGUGUGGUCGCCAACCUAGUGGCCAAAGACUGGUGUCCACCAGACACCAAGAGGGAAGGCAAAAUAAGUUCCUUUGGUCAGCCACCAUGCCGGCCAACAUUAACUUGGCAGUGAGAUACAGCAACACAAGCGUGUCGUCCUAUGUGUUCAGCACCAACUCAGAAAAUCGUCAGCUGCUUAGCAGCUUAUGCAGUUCAGGAAAUGCACUAGUUAUCCUGUGGAAGAGGGGAUGGGGUUGAACCCAGCACCCACAUGUCCCGAGGGGUUUACUGUAACUGCAAUACUGGCAGCCUAGCUGCCAACCUUGUUAAGUGAACCUCUUCUAGGUGGCCCACAUGGUACCUUGGGGACAAGUGAAGAAGUUAUGUAUGAGGAUUGGGGGGAAAGAGGGCCCUGGCCAUGACCUUUGAUAUUGUCCACCGAAUAGCCAAACAGGUUUGUUUAUUUGUUUGUUUGUUUGUUAAUUUUUUUGUAUUUUGUAUUUUCAAAUCUCGUCAAAUGUUUUUGUGUUAGGAAUAAUAAGUCAUAAACUAUUCCCACCUUGGUUUCUGAAGGGGUAUUCUGAUUCCAGUUGAAACAGGUUAGAAGUCUCAAGUGAGCAUGGUCUGAGGAGUCCAUGAGACAGGGCAAUGGAGCCAGUGGGGUUCCCAGUGGUUGCUGGGAAAGAUGACCAUCCGGAAGUCCAAUUCCGGUGCAAGUGACCCCAGAGGUUCGCACCUGCCUCCUUGUCUCCUACAUCCUUUAAGCACUGGCCUAAAGCAUGUGCUUUUGUUAGAAGCAGUUGCUGAGGUUGAAACCAAGAUUACCCAGCUCCCUAAACCCUAGGUUUCAAGAGAUGCUGUCUGUAGCUAGCCUUAAUGGACUGGGCAAGGUGGCUUCUUUGCUCCCUUCCAACAGUUCCAAAUCUUGGACUCGAAACCCUUUUCUCUUAGUGUGACCAUGCAGCCUAGAGAAUUUUGAGCAAUAGGGAAGCCAGGGCUUUCCUUGGCUCUACGACAGGGUCAAACUAGGGAAUGGCUAAACUUGAGAGGUUUGGUCAUACCCAGGAUACUACUGUAGGGGGCAUUAUGUAUUAUGGAGCUCAACAAGGUAACUGUAGCCUGGGGUGCGUGAAUGUAAGGCUGUAUUUGCGUGUGUGUGUGUGUGUGUGUGUGUGUGUGUGUGUGUGUGUGUUACAUUGAAGCAUUUCUUGAGAAAGGUGCAAGAAUUUCACCUAUACAGAGGGACACAUCUGCUUUAUUAUUUAUAAUAGAAGCUAAAUUUUAAUUUUUUAAAGGACACUGCUAAUGAUUGAAAAAUCGAGUUUUUAGUUUUGCUAUUUUUUUUAAUUGGUAGAAGAUUUUUAUAUAUUUUUUUUCCAUUUCGUUAGGUUGUGUCCUUAUUUAUAUAAAUACUAUAUCCGUGAGAGGCAAGGAAGAAGAACUUCUUUGCUCUUAAUUAUUGUGGUUGUCAUUGUCCCUAUUUUGUUUCCGGCGUGAUUUAUCUGUCUUACCUUCUAAAGGAGCAACCGUUUUUUCUGUAUUUGUACAUUGUCAGAUUCUAUAGUUUCGUAGAUAAUUUAACCAAAUUGCUCUAUGUAUUAUUAUUCUGUGAGUAUAAAGUUCUAUUUUAACGGUCUGUAAAUACUUCCGGAACUGGCUUCUUUUCUCAGCUCCCGCUGGGGAGCUAUUGUUUACAUCACAAAAAACUGUAGAAUCUCUAUGCUCAUGUACUGUAAAUAGUGACGUGAUCUGCUUAUAAAUAAACUGAACAAAUACACUAUGGAAAUUAAAAAAAUACC
Messenger RNA from Mus pahari (shrew mouse), 10495 nucleotides. RefSeq names its product PPARG coactivator 1 beta (gene Ppargc1b). The transcript has 12 exons. Lineage: Eukaryota; Metazoa; Chordata; Mammalia; Rodentia; Muridae. Bases 59 to 3124 code for a protein of 1021 amino acids. Gene Ontology annotation, cellular component: nucleus. The record is from RefSeq and is a predicted model, not a curated record. Gene Ontology annotation, biological process: positive regulation of transcription by RNA polymerase II. Gene Ontology annotation, molecular function: RNA binding; transcription factor binding.